AUGGGUGGAAGUUCAAGUUCAAGUUCAAGUUCAAGUCCAAGUCCAAGUCCAAGUCCAAGUCCAAGUUCAAGUUCUUUAGAAUAUGAAGCCCGCUCCGUCCACUUCCACGCCGGCCGCUCUAUAUCUGUUACUGGUAUCCCUGCAGACUCUGUUGGAAGUGGCGAGCGGCAGAUCUCUUUUCGACACAAGACCUUUUCUCAUCAAAACCAGACGAUCAGACCCGUACUCGGAGCAGUACUUCACGCCGCAGAACUUCAACCCGGACACAGACAUCCAAUCCUACCAGCCGAUCGAGCGGUACGACCAGUACAGCAACGACCAGAACAUCCUAACCGACUCCUACGGGAAUCAGGUCCACCACCAGAUCAACUUCCCUCCGGACUCCGGGUCCUUCGACUCCAACCCCAACCAGUACCCAGAGCAGACCUCCAACAGCAUCGCCGACGAUGCCUACAGCCAGUACAACCAGUACAACGCCCCCACCAACCGGGGCACCCCCUUCAACAACCUACNCCCCCCUCGGCGCCGCCGGUCCCUUCAGCCACGCCGCCCCCCGUCCAAAACUACCCCCAGAACUACCGCAACAACUACCAGCAACAGCAGUUCCCGCCGGAGUAUAGCAACCCUCCCCCGACCAGCGUUCCCACCGGUCCUAGCAGCUAUCCACCCUACCCGCCUUUCCCCCCUUACGAUCAGAAUAACUACCAAAAACAACCCCCUGCUCAACAAAACCCACCAGCGUACAAACCUACCUUUGGUGGACCACCUACUGCCGGCGGGGAAGAAUACUCGAUAGAACCCUCGAUAAGCUAUCAAGCCCAGCCAGCUACCGGACCUGGCUACGACCAGAACUACCAGAACUACCCGCCCAGCCCUGUCUACGGCGCGACGAAUCAGAACUACAGCCCGCCUAGGCCCUUCGAUAUCCCAUCCCCGAUUAUUAUCAACAGCCUCCAGUACCCUAGCGGUCCAAGUCAAACCCCAGCACCUAGGAACGUCUACGAACGACCCUUCCAGAACAACUACCAAUACGGCGUCGGCCGAGGGGUGGGUAGCCCCGCACCCCCACCGCUACCCAACCCCCCUCCGCUCCCGCCGCCGAGUCAACCGAACUACCCCCAGUACAACCAGUUCGACCCCAGGUACAGCAAUUACCCGGAGGUGGCCCAUAACGACUACACCGGGUACCAGUCGCAGAGUCACGCCCAGAUCGCGGAUAGUCCGCGGCAGAACGUGUUCUUCGACCAGUCGCAACCCCGGGGGAAGAGCUACCGGCGACCCUUCUCCGGGGCCUCGAGCAACUACAUCCCCCGAGGACCCUCCAAGUCCCAGAGGAAGACCUACGCCCGCGGUCACCAGAGGGUGCCGCCGCCCAACUUCAGGGCGAACAACCCGCCGCCCUUCGGGCCCAGUUUCGAGACCCCGGGACCUGGACAGGCUUAUCAAACGCUGCCCCAAAAACAAGCGCCCGACGGAAGUUACAUCUACUGAGAUCGAUGAGAUUCUCCUCGUAGCCGUGGAAAUCGACGGUGCCAAGGGUGGCAUGAAACGCGAGCAAGAAAUGAAAGAUUGGAAAUUUCAGUGGGAUAUUUCAUGAAAUUUCACGAGGCUG
Messenger RNA from Bemisia tabaci, 1612 nucleotides. The record is from RefSeq and is a predicted model, not a curated record. Lineage: Eukaryota; Metazoa; Arthropoda; Insecta; Hemiptera; Aleyrodidae.